Messenger RNA from Caenorhabditis briggsae, 543 nucleotides. It is a transcript of the gene Cbr-lec-8, whose product is annotated as Protein CBR-LEC-8. The coding region runs from base 1 to 543 and encodes 180 amino acids. The record is from RefSeq and is a predicted model, not a curated record. NCBI's taxonomy places the organism in Eukaryota, Metazoa, Nematoda, Chromadorea, Rhabditida, Rhabditidae. The transcript has 3 exons. Gene Ontology annotation, molecular function: galactoside binding; carbohydrate binding.
AUGCACGUGAUCACCAGCCCAGACGUCCCAAGCGCCCACGCUAUCCGCGAACAGCUCCGCGCUGGAACCGAGAUCCAUGUUGCCGGACACGUCACUCACCAUCACCACAAGGACUUCUCCGUUGAGCUCCUCUCCGGACCACAUAUCGUCCUUCACGUCAAUUUCCGCUUCGAGCAUGGUCACAGAGUUGCCAUGAACACCUCUGUUAAUGGACAAUGGGGAUCCGAGAUCGAUCACCAUAACCCAUUGAAGCAUCAUGACCACUUUGAUCUUAAGAUCCAUGUUCAUGAGGGAUACUACCAUAUCUCGGUUAACGGAGAGCACCUCGCUGAUUUCCCACACCGUCUUCCAUACCAAUCGGUUCAAGCCGUCGGACUCAAGGGGGCCGUCCACGUUGACCAGAUCUCCUUCACCGGAUUUGAUUUUGGAGUCGACUGGAACUCCAGCCACGACUUCGGACAUACCGGAUACGGUGCCUAUGGAACUGAGACUUAUGUGGCUCCAGUCUUCCAAGAGACUCACUCCUACAACGCCUACUUUUAA